Messenger RNA from Manduca sexta (tobacco hornworm), 4814 nucleotides. RefSeq lists its product as uncharacterized. NCBI's taxonomy places the organism in Eukaryota, Metazoa, Arthropoda, Insecta, Lepidoptera, Sphingidae. Bases 151 to 3498 code for a protein of 1115 amino acids. The transcript has 6 exons. The record is from RefSeq and is a predicted model, not a curated record.
GUCACUGCACCACGCGUGGACGCGACGUACGCGCUAGGCUGAAUGAUUUGAUUGUCUUUGCCGGUUUUUAUUAGUGAUUUUUUGUGUUGUGUGGAGAUUGUUAUAAAAAAUAAUCCCGCCAUCCGUCACUAGCGGAAACAACAGACAACAAUGUGGAUUCGGCUGUGUGUAGCGGUCGCAGUUACAUGUCGGAUCUUCGCUCAGCAUGUUGAUACGAGAGUCCGCCAACGCGACGGGAGUUUCGAGUGGGGCUGGCAGCUGACCCCGCCAGGCGAGGGAGUCGGGACUGGCACCGCUGGACAUUAUUACGUAAAAUUACCACAGUCGGAGCAGCGAGUCCGGUACGCGGCUGAUGGUAGUGGCUACCACGGCGCGGUGGUGGUCAACACCACUGAUGACCAUCACACACAUACCAGCAACGUAGCCGUUGGACAAAGAGCCCUGGAGCUCAAUGAACAACAGGAACCUGAUAUGUACCUCAGCCCGCCGAAGCCAAGCCCUCAGACCCAACAUCACACCAGCCAACCAGUCGACAUCUAUCUGUUGCAGCAUCAGUACACAUCGGACGAACCUGAUUUGGUACAGAUACCUCCCUCGCCCACAUUCCUCACCCCUAACCUAACCCCCCUCUAUAACAUAAGAACAAACCACCCCCAAAACGCGAAAUCCGACGCAACUGAAGAAAACUCGAAACCUCUUCGCAAAGAGGUAGACAGAGAACCCCAACCUACAGUGCGAGUAUUUAAGAAUUGCACCCACAGCUCUAAACUUGCGAAGGAAACUGUAAGUGAAAUUCGUAAAACUAAAGAUUUUUAUGCAGAAGUCCCGUCUUACGACACUAGAGAUAUUUCGGGAAACUUCGGAGCUAAAGAGGAACCAAAAAGACACAUAACUUACAGAGGAGCGGUUCACUAUAGAGUAGAAACUCCAAGACCGCACGCAAGGAACGAAAGAUUUUAUUACACAACUGAUAGAAUACCUACUGUCACUGAAAACGUUAUUAAUGUAACUCAAGAAGGAAUCGACAAACUUGUAGCAUCCACGCAAGAUUUGAUAUCUAAUGAAGAUUUGCUUCGUAUUAAUCACGCUAUUGAGAAAUACAUUAGUGAUACUAAUGAUGACAUUAUUAAACCUAAGUCAAGAUUCACUGUGAGAGCGCAGCAAAAUAAUUUUGGAGAAAAAACUGCAGCAAGUCAUGUAUCAGUGCAACAGAAAGUAGAGAAUAUUGUUAAAGGUGAUAUUGAACUUUCCGACACAGACAAAUCAAAUAAUCAAGUACUUCAGACAGAUUCCGGUAAUUAUAAAUUUGUAACACCGAUUAUUGUUCAAGAUUCACCAUACAAUAACGCUAAAGAGCAGAUUGUUAAUAAUCUUGUUUCAACUAUGGUUCCCUACAUUGCAAAUGGUUACGAAAUUAUUGGAGUUAGAGAUACUUUCGAAAAUACUACGUAUGUUGAUACUGAGGGUGCAACAGAAGAGAUAGUUAAAGUAACCCCAAGACCAGUAAGUCAAAAUUACUUGGCACCUAUUACGGUAGCUUUGAGAUUGCUUAAUGCAAACGAUAGCGAAGAUUUGGACCCCCCAGCAGACUCAGUAGAGGAUCAUGAACCUUCUGACAGUGAAUUGAUCGCUGAUACAGUAGAAGUUCCAAAGAAAGAAAAGACAAUCGUCGAAAUCCAAGAAUCAAUUCCCGUUGAAAUAACUCAUAUAAACGAUGUUGAAGUUCACGAAUAUUUAGAUGAAGGGAGAAGCAGCAAAGGCCCUUUUGAUGUGGCUCAAAGCUUGUAUAACAAAUAUAUUGAAGCAUUGAAAUGGAAGAAAGCGCAGGAAGACGCUAAUAAUGCUGUGAAUAAUAAUGAUUAUGAGAAUGAUAAUGGCGAAAAAGAUGACGACUACAAAGAUUCCAAAGAAAACUUAGAAACGAGUGAAAACAUGCAGACUGAAGUGGAAGUGAAACCCGCUGAAGACGCCAGCAAUGAAAGAAGUGAAUACGUGCAGUACUAUAAUGAUUAUAAUAGUGAUAAUCAAAAGAUAAUUCAACCUAUCAUUAUUGAGAAGGAAGUACCUGUUACUAAAUUCGUUGAUAGAUUUAUUGAGAGACAGGUACCUUACCCAGAGAGGGUAGAGGUCCCAGUGCCAGUAGACAGGCCAGUUCCCGUAGCGGUUCCGGUCGAAAAAGUCGUUGAAAAACCAGUUGAAGUCACUCGUUACGUAGAUAAGCCCUACCCGGUUGAAAUAUCAAGACCUUACCCGGUUGAGGUAAAAGUACCUUAUCCGGUAGAACAGAAGAUAUACGUCGACAGGCCAGUACACAUUCCAUACCCUGUAGAGAAAGUCGUAGAAAAACAAAUAUUACAACCAGUUCCUAUACCUACCCCUGUGGGUAUUCCGGUCGAGAUCCAAGUUCCGGUUGAGCACAAAGUGUUGUACCCGAUAACAGUAGAAAAACGGGUUCCCGUGGCUGUUGAAGUUGAAAAACCCGUACCAGUGGAAAAGAUUGUACACAAGGAAGUAAGAGUACCUUAUCCAGUAGAAAAGAAAGUACCUUACCCAGUUCCGUAUGAAACAAAAGUCCCCGUACCUUACCCGGUUGAGAAGAAAAUACAUGUACCAGUUGAGAAAAUUGUCGAAAAACCAGUAACUGUUACUAAAAUUGUUGAAAAACCUGUGCACAUAGAGGUGCCUAGACCGGUAGCCGUUCCUGUGCAUGUACCCCAUCCGUAUCCUGUUGAUAGAAUUGUGGAGAAAAAAGUACCUUACCCAGUUCCGGUAGACAGAAUAGUUGAAAAGAAAGUGCCAGUACAAGUUCCCUACCCCGUUGAAAAGAUAGUAGAGAAAAUAGUUGAGAAACCGGUUGUGGUAACAAAAUAUAUUGACAAACCAUACCCGGUUGAGAGGAGAGUACCCUAUCCAGUCGAAAAAGUUGUCGAGAAAAAGGUACCUUAUCCAGUCCAAGUUCCGGUUGAGAUCAAAGUACCUUACCCGGUUGAAAAGAUUGUAGAGAAACCAGUACAUAUUCCGGUCCACGUGUACCAUUACAUGCAAGAAACAGACGAAUCCAGAAACAAUUACCAAUAUCAGAAACCAGGAGUACAGAACCAGGCAAGAGCUCAGUCUCAAUUACAAGCCUUAACUCAGUACUAUCAGUUAUUAAAAGAAAGGCAAAAACCAAACAUCCAAUCAACUCAUUGGGGCAACUACGCCUCAAACUUUCAAAACAAUACAAACAAACCUGAUUUAAAAAAAGCGCAAACCUUAACUAAUUAUAUCAAUUAUUUGACAAACUCACAGUACAAUCCUUACCAAAACUAUGCGCAGCAAAAUCAAAACCAAAUUAAUGAGAAAAAUAAGAAUUAUGUACUCGAACUUAAGUUACGAAGGACGGAUAGAGUUCCGAAAAUGACUAACUUAAGAAUUGAGUAUGGAGGAUUCAAGCCUCCGUUAAUACCUAGCACUGAGGUCGAUUUGGACGGGAUACCGAUAAAUAAGGAGAUUUAGGUAAUUUGGAAAUAUUUUUCUGCUUAAAAUCAGUUAUUACCACGUCUAAGCCGUAAUAUAUUUUCUUUGCGACACCAUAUUCAGAGCGUGUAGAUUCAUGUAUCAUUUGUUUUAUUUCUCUAAAUAUUAUGGUUUAAUUAUUUCGAGAGGUUAGAGCAAAAUUAGUCUAUUAAGAUAAUUUAGCAGUUAUAAGAUUUUGAGUUACAAUUAUUGUUAUCCUCAUGUUUGUAUCAUUACACACAUCACAAAUUCAUCAACAUCCACAAAAGACUUUCAACUAUAAUUAAUAAUAAUAUAUUGUACCUAAUUUAAGUAAGAUGCUUUACAAUAUUCGUACAAUCGCUAAAACCCAAAUAUAUAAACAAAAGAAGAUACCAAACUCUUUGAAAAUGAUAAUCCAAAUUUAGAAUAUUCUAGAUUUAUUUAGUUUUAAGGCAUUCUAGUUUUAGACUUGUAUAAGUUGUGUUAACUUCAGUCGUUAGAUGUUUAGGUUACAAAUUCUGAAAUCAUGUCGCGUCGUCCUCUUUUGACUUGGACUUUGAUGGUAGUUAAUGUAAGUACCUAAACAGAAAUAAAGAUGGACAACACCUGAUAGAUAAAAUAAGCCAUAGUCGUUAUUAAAAUAAUUUAUUAACAUUUGUUAUUAAUUUUAAGCCCGUAUUUAAACAGUAUUUUUAGUAUACAGGGUCAUUUUGGUAUUGCGUUAAUAAAUAAUACUCGCCUUCACAUCUGCUAACAUCGUGCCAAAAUUCAUGAACCGAUAUUAAAAAAAAAAACGAUUUUACUAUACGUAUUUUUGGUCAUUUUGUUGUUGUGAGUGCGUGUAGGUAAUAGGUAUAUCUGACUGAAUGUAUGUACUAUAUUUUUUGCGAACAUAUUUUUUUUAUUUUACAUUUACGGUUUGAGUAACAGCAUGUAAAAUUAUUUUCAAGAAAUAAGUUUGCAGUUUUAUUUAGUAUAUAACGCAAUAUGAAAACGACCCUGUCUACUGCAUCGUUUAGUUAUUAAUUAUAGCUAAGUCACUAAGUUAUAAAUAAUGUAAACGCGCCAUUGUGACUUAUUACUUUAAAAUAAGGUUGUAAAUACGUUUUUAUACUUUUAUAAUAAAUAUAUUUUUUAUAAUUGAAUAUUUUAUAACCUUAUCCCUGUGCUCUCCCAUAGAUAUUAUCUGGAUAUUUUUGAUACAAUUAUUUAAUCUAAAAUUUACCCCAUUUUAUCCAGUUUUAUAAUUGCCUCGAUGGAAUACAAUUAUGUAUUGCAUGCACAGUUCAACUGUUCCGAGGUACCGGGUUCGAAUUCCGGAGUAAAUGGGUUUU